GCGCUCCCUCGCCAUUGUCUGCGCGGCGGUCCUUGCCUGCUGCGGGCACCGGCGGGCGGCGCGGCGGCUGUGGCCGUGAUGCUGAAGGGCUGCGCGCUUCCACAGACUCGGCAGCGGGCUCCAGCCCUGGGGAGCAGCCACCCCGCCUGCUGAAGACUGAAACUUUGCGUCCCUGUCGCUCCGUCUCCUCCCUCUUCCUCUCGCCCUUCUCCAUGCGCUGAGCGGCCGCGGGGCGCCCGCUCGGCCCCAUGGACGCCUUCAGCGCUGCCAAGGCCAAGAUGGGGGCGAAGAGCGGCGGCGAGGCGGCGGCGGCGGGAGUGGCCGCGCCUCAGCCCGCCGUGCCGGCCCCCAGCCCAGCCGGUCCCGGCUCGCCCGCCGCGCUCGAGCCCGCUGCCUACAAGCUGGAGGACCUGGAGACCCUGGCUACCGUGGGCACAGGUACCUUUGGACGUGUUCAUCUGGUGAAGGAAAAAAUGGGCAAGCGUUACUUUGCACUGAAAGUAAUGAGCAUUCCUGAUGUCAUUAGACUGAAGCAAGAGCAGCAUGUGCACAAUGAAAAGUCUGUCUUGAAAGAAGUCAACCACCCUUUUUUGAUCAGAUUAUUUUGGACCAACCACGAUGAACGUUUUUUAUAUAUGUUAAUGGAAUAUGUGCCAGGAGGAGAACUUUUUAGUUACCUGCGCAACAUGGGGCGUUUCAACAACAGCACAGGACUGUUUUACUCGACGGAAAUUAUUUGUGCAAUAGAAUACCUGCACUCCAAAGAAAUAGUUUACAGAGACUUAAAACCUGAAAAUAUAUUACUAGACAAAGAAGGACAUAUCAAGCUUACUGACUUUGGAUUUGCAAAAAAACUGGUAGACAGACUUAAUAACCUUUUCAGUUUCUUAACGUGGACUCUUUGUGGCACUCCUGAGUACCUUGCGCCAGAAGUUAUACAAAGUAAAGGCCAUGGAAGAGCUGUGGAUUGGUGGGCCCUAGGAAUUCUUAUAUUUGAGAUGUUGUCAGGGUAUAUCAAGUGUUGUCUGUGGGUUUUCCUUAUAAAUCUGCAGCCUUGUAGAAUGAUCAGAACAAAGUCUCCUUGCUUGGAUUUAUUCAUCCUUUUCUCUGUGCAGUACUGUAAUUUCAAAGUGACUGGUGACUCUUCCAGUGUUUGGACAAGCUUGUUUCCUCCAUUUUUUGAUGACAAUCCAUUUGGUAUAUAUCAGAAGAUUCUUGCUGGCAAAAUAGAUUUCCCGAGGCAUUUGGAUUUAUAUGUAAAAGACCUUAUUAAGAAGCUGCUUGUGGUUGACAGAACAAGACGACUAGGAAAUAUGAAGAAUGGAGCAGAUGAUGUGAAGAGACAUCGAUGGUUCAGGUCUAUAGACUGGGAUGCUGUACCUCAAAGGAGGCUAAAGCCUCCCAUAGUGCCCAAAGUAUCCAAUGAUGGGGAUACUUCCAAUUUUGAAGCUUAUCCUGAAGAUGACUGGAACAAGACACCUCCAGUACCUCCUAAAGAUCUAGAAAUUUUCAAGAACUUCUGAGUGUAACAUCUACACUGGACAAGAAACUGGAAGGACGUUGAAGCGCUAAGAGCAAGUCUGAAGAACGCUGGAGUUCAGAUAUAAAGGAAGAUUUUUUUUUUGUGGCUAAGUAUGAUACUGCAUUCAGAUAUGUGUAUUAGUCUGUAAUAAAUGUCAAAAAAGAUGGAGGCAGGCAGGAAUAAUUUUUUGCUGUAAACAAUUGACUUUAGUUUAGUAAAUUGUAAUAAUGAUAGUCUGCUCUGAAGUAGACUAACUAAAAUGAUAUUUUUAGGAUUAUUUUUUUUAACUUAUGGUUGAAUUAAGUUUCCUGCUAUUCCCAGAUCCUUUUUGCAUAGUUAACUCAUAGACUUAAUUUUAUAAGUUUAUACUAAACUUGUGUAAUUAAAAGCACAAAUUAGUAUAUAUGUAUAUAAUGACUACAGUACAACUAAAGCACAGGAAUUGUGCAAAGAUGUAAAUUUUUGUACUUUGCAGAGUCUAUGAUUUUUAUUUUUCAAAUAAUGUUUUACAAGAAGUUCUUUAGGAAUAAAAGUCUUAAAAAAGGAUAAAUGAGUUUUUCAUCAUCUUAUAUACAUUUUAUAAUUCUUUGUAAAAAACAAAAAUAAUUACGUUUUAAGAAAGAUUUGUACCUAAAAUUUCCAAUGCCUCACACUUACAACCAUAGUACUUGAAAGCAGAAAGACAAGGGUAUGUUCUAUUGUUGCUUAAGAUGCAUCUUAAUGGCUAAUUUAUUAAAUUCUGUUAUAAUUAUGUCUCUUUGAAAACCAGAAUUGUGAGUGAUUAUACACUGUAUGAAAUGAGAUUCCUCACAUGAAAACUCACUGUAAACUUGCAAGUCAGUCCAUCCUGAUAAAAGGGCUUUAACUGGCUCUUACAAGUUGUUCCCUCGCAAGUUUGUUGUGUUCUCCAAAUAUGAAUCAUGAGCCAUAACAGACCUUUUUCAUUAGUGAAAUAAUUGCUGUUGAAUGCUGAGCACUUCAGAAUAUCAGAGGGAAGACUGAAUAUAUAGUACAGCCUUAUUUUUCUGCUCCUCCUUUUUUGAAGAUUUCCUAGUCCCUGCUGCCAGCAAUUUCAUAUGUGGAGUUCAAACCUUAGAUGCACAGAGUUUCUAUUUUCAUCCUGUGCUAACACCUUUCUAGCAGCUUGAGCACACUGUGUUUUGGAAGUAUUUGCAAUAUUGCUUCAUUUUACGUGGCACUAAAUAUCAGUAUGUGCACAUAUAUGGAUCUUCAUAUAUUAAUGCACAGAAACAUGAAGGUAGAUUGAAUACUAGGCAGAAUCUCUUUUUUUAGUUUUUUUUUUUUUCCUGUUACGUACUGUGAUAAGGGAUUUGAUUUUGAAGUGCUUCGGUUACAAAAAGCAGUUACAUUCUUUAGGAUAUUGUGGGUUUAGAUAUCUUCCAGUGAAGCUAUAGUAUUUAGACCAAAUUUGUUUUUUCUCAGAGCACAUCAGCUCUCUGGUGUUCUACUACUAUGACUUAUGGCUCUACAUAAUACUGUUUAAUUAGAUCAUACAGACAGUUUUUCCCAAAAACUACUCUCCACGUUUUUGAUCUGAAAGCAAUAAGAAGUGUAGGCCGAAGAUUUGUUUUUCUAAACUAAACCCUGAAUGCCCAAAAAGUAGGCAUUCUAGUAAUUGUUACUGAAAUUACCAUAUUUCUGAUUUUAUGGCAGAUCCAUUACUGGAGUCUCCUUGUGAAAAAGUUAUCUCAAUUUGUUUUGUUUAGGCAGUACAUAAGUGCUGUUGAGAACCCGUAUCUUCUGGGGUAUUAUAUUAUUUCUUUAUAAAGCAAGUCUUAUCUGUAUAACUCGUGGCAGAGAUGGACAAUGUGUAACAGAAUCAGGAUAUUUCAAAAUGAUAAUCUGGAAUACCACAAAGCUGUCUUGAUGUUAUGCAGUUUGAUGGCCCCAGCUGCCACUCAGUAAACAUUGUGUAGGAAUGUAUAAUGAAAUACAGGACAAUCCAUAGGAAAUUACAGUUUUAACGUACUUUAAGUUCCUUGUUCUCGUGGAAAAAUCAAUCUAGCCCACUAUAUUUGUAUCUGUGAAAUUAGUUGUUCUAAAUCAAUUGGAAAAACUGAAACACAUAAAACACGGCUUACUUUGUGUAAGGGGGAGCAGACAGUUUGGGAGUCUUUGUAAUGUGCAAGCUUAGGGUAUUUUGUGAACUCUGAAUACUACACCAUCAGUUUCUUAUUUAAAAAUUUACAUACUGCAACAAGAAAGUAUGCUAAAUAUAGGAUUUUUCUUCAAAUUUCAAAGCUGUUCUGUUUUUAAGUCUUCAGAUCUGAGGAAAUGAAGCUGAAUUUGAGUAAUUUGCCACAGUGGCGGUUAGAAGUUUUGAGUGCUUGAACAACUGGAGAUAGUGGAUUUUCUUUUUAUGAUUCUUAUCCAUUGCUGGCAGUGGAUGCACUGACACUCAUUAUGAUGGAGACUAAGGAAGUGAAUACAACAUUAUUAAUAAUGAUAAUCUAUUGCCUUUACAUUGUUUCCGAGCCAUGUGUACAUACACCUAACUACUGACCUCGUCAGCAUGCUUUCUAGUACAAAACUGCUUUCAAUUUUUUUUAAUUAAAAUACUGAACUAAAAAAUAAAACCAAAACAUUUUUGAAGCAUUAUUUUAAGUGAUCAGUUAUUUUCUCUACAGUCCUGGACUUAUUGUGGUGUCAUUACCUGGCUGUUUUAUUUAUUUGCACAAGUGAGUCUGCUUUAAAUCUUUACUGGGACUUCCUGGCCCAGUAAUGUAGUUCUGUCUGAGUGCUCAUGCAGGUAAACACUGCACUAGGAAUUCUGGAUUUGUGGAUUUUUUAAGAAGACUAGAAGACUUUUUUUAGCUCCUGUUCAAGUAGGGUGUUCUUUGAGGUUCAUUUUAUUUUGAUUCUUUCUGUUAGUGUGUACUUUUGCCUAUAGACUGUUGCAUAAGGACUGUUGUCUUGCAAGAGAGCCAUAGGCCCUUGGUAUUCUACAGCAGUGAACAAGAAUGUUAAACAUUAAAAAACCAACCUUUAUUUUUGAGUUUUAGAUAUAUAUAUAUAUAUUUUUAAUUGCCCAGUCUGAGGUUUUAAGUGAUAAACAUGAAUUGUAAACUCAAUUGCCUUGUAACCAAAUGAUAUAAAUGCUUCAUGAUUUCAAUGAAGAACAUGCUGUAGAUUUUCCUGUAAAUUAGCUUGAUCAAUGAAUAUGUGUGCUACUGAGCUUUAACUAAUGUGAUCUUCCACUGUAGAAAGUCAUUGUUAUGGAUCAAAUAUAGGUACUAAACUAUGUUUAAAUGGAUUAACAGGGAUUUUACAGUUUUGAAAGCAAUGAAGAUAUGGCUGUUCCUCAGCCCAUCUGCUUGCCAUUCAGAAGAGUUGUGAUGCAGUGCUUCCUAUGCUAUAGAAAUAUUUUUCAGCUUUCAAUGACUGUAGCAUGAUUCCUUUUUGUACUGUACUGUGUACAGACUUCCCAUGUUUUGCACUUUUCUAUGGCAAACUUUGACUGCUUUAUAAAUACUCUGUUGUGUAGCGAGUAGUGAUAGUAGUAGCAGGUAUUUGUAUGCUGCAUAAUCAGUUUGGACUGCUUGACUUGUGAGGUUCACUUAGGCUAAUGUGUGUUGCUGGUUGCUUGUUGUAGCUUGCGUGUAAGUACUGUUCAAAGUUACAAAGUCAGCCCUCAUUGCACAAUGAAAAAUCACUGUGAUCUGUACAUAAACCCUAGUAAAACUUUAUUGCUGUUUUAUUUAAUGUAAUAUCUGUCAAAUCUGGAUUCAUUUAAUAAUAAACCUUUAUAUCUUUCCAAA
Molecule: messenger RNA, 5301 nt
Organism: Poecile atricapillus (Black-capped chickadee)
Lineage: Eukaryota; Metazoa; Chordata; Aves; Passeriformes; Paridae
Gene: PRKX
Product: protein kinase cAMP-dependent X-linked catalytic subunit
Exons: 11
Coding region: 249-1523 (424 amino acids)
Biological process (GO): protein phosphorylation
Molecular function (GO): protein serine/threonine kinase activity; ATP binding
Source: RefSeq, a predicted model, not a curated record